This is a messenger RNA of Mauremys reevesii (Reeves's turtle), 1272 nucleotides long. Its product is annotated as collagen alpha-1(I) chain-like. Lineage: Eukaryota; Metazoa; Chordata; Testudines; Geoemydidae. Bases 159 to 1259 code for a protein of 366 amino acids. The record is from RefSeq and is a predicted model, not a curated record. The transcript has 2 exons.
UCGCAGGGCCCGCAGGGCCCGGGCACCUUCCUGCUGCAGCCGCCCAGGGGCUGCGCGGCUCGGGCCAGGUGCGCAGCGAGGGGCUGGCACCGGGAAACGGGGACCCCCCCCCCCGGACCCGGAGAAACGUUUCGCUGGAGAGCCCUGGCCUGGCCCUGAUGGCGACGGAGACCGUGUCCCUGCCACCCUCUGCCCCAGGGGGGUGCCAGCAGGAUGCCCCCGCUGGCCCAUGCACGGACAGGGAGGGCAUGGAUGUCCCCGGGAAGGGGCACAGGCCAGGGGAAGGCGGCGCUGACCCCAUCAUCACACAAGAGAGGGAACCUGGGGCGCAUGAGGCCACUGGCCAGGACGAGGCACCAGUACAUGGACAGUCCCCUGCUGCCCCAGGGGAGGGGGGCAGCCAGGCAGAUCACCGCGGCACCUGCCCCGCUCCCCCGGCACAGCCAGACCCCGCUGACGCCCCAGGCCAGCCAGCCUGCGGAGGGGAGGGCAGCAAUGGUGACGUCCUUGGUGACCCCCCCGGUGCCGCCCCCUCCUCGGAGCCGCCUCAAGCUGCCAACGCUGUCUGCCAAGCGAACCCCAGGGAGCCAAAGCUGAGCGCCGGCUCCGAGCAGGGCUGCCAGGAGAGCGCCGAGGCGGCGGGCACAGAGGCGGGUGGGGAGAAGGUGCCCGGACACAAGUCACUGGCCAGCGGCCCAGGAUCGGAGCAGCUGGCGGAGGAGUCUGAAAAGGAUCCCCAGCCAGCUGGGGAACCGGGACCCCUGGCACUGGCCAGCGCUGGUGCCCAGGGGGGCCAGGAUGCCAGCUGUCCACUCGAGCCGGCUGGCACGCCGGUGCCAGGGGGACCCCUGCUGGCACCAGGGGACCUUGCCCCUUGCAGCCAGCAGGGGGCAGCAAGUGCCAGGCCUGAGGCGGUUGUGCCAAGGUCUCCCGUGGCAACUGGUGACUCCUCUGGGCCUGCCCACCUGGUGUGCGACAGCAGCUGGGAGCCGGGGGGCGGGGAAGGCUGGAGGGAGGGACCAGCUGGCAGCUCAGCAGGUGGAGCCGAUGACAACAAUAAACCCCGGGGUGAGGUCGGAGCCGGGACUGUGCUGGAAUCUGAGCUGAGCGAGGUGCCACCCAGCGCUGCUGGGCCCCGAGAGACCUCGUCCGGGGGAGACGGUGCCAGGGAGCCAGACGGUGCCGCAGCUCCAGCUGGUGCUGCAGUUCCAGCUGGUAUCGGGGAUCUGACCGGUACCAAAGAUCCAGCCGGUCGGUGAGAUCGGCUGCCAG